AGUUACUUUUUACAUUCAGUGUUUUAUACUUUAUUCUCAAUCUCCCUACUUGUAUUCUUAAAAGGAAAAUAAAAUAUUCACGUAGAUUAAAAAAAAAAUUAUUAUUCUAAACAUGACGAUCGAUUUUUAUUAUUUUGAUCCAAGUCCACCAUGCCGGACAGUUAUGAUGCUCGCUAAAGCAUUAGGUGUCCAUUUUAAUUAUAUUAAAGUGAAUCCCCUCGAGGGCGAUCAUAUGAAACCAGAAUUUGUUAAGAUCAACCCACAACGUGUUAUACCUACGAUCGAUGAUAAUGGUCUUAUUUUGUGCGAAAGCCGAGCAAUUCUAGGAUAUCUGGUAAACAAAUACGCCAAAAAUGAUCAUUUUUAUCCGAAAGAUCCUCAAAAGAAGGGCAUUAUAGAUCAAAGAUUAUUUUUUGAUAUUGGUACACUUUAUGACCUUUUUUUUAAAUGCUAUGGUUUUGUGGCAUUUGGAAUGAUAGAAGCUGCUAAAGAAGAAGAUGUUCAGGCUCUUGAAAGAGCUUUCGAAAUUUUGAAUGUUUAUUUUGAAGAUAGUCAAUACGUUGCUGGCGAUGAAAUAACAAUUGCUGACUUUACUAUAAUUACUUCUGUCUGUUCCAUGGUUGAAUGCGGUUUCGACAUCAGUGUAUAUGAGAAUGUGAAUGACUGGUACGAGCGGUGCAGUAAGGACUUUGAAAAAUUUGGAUUUAAGGAUAUAAACUUGACUGGUGCGCGAUUUAUUGCGGGACUAUACAAAUCACGUGUGACAAGAUCAAACCAGUUAGUUGGCCUUGUUUCUGCUACUCGACCGUCGUACCUGUUGGUUGCGUUUGUCGUUCUUAAAUUCUCAGAUUUACAAAUGCCGCUAGAUUUGUAUCAAACAAUCUACAGCACACCAUGUCGGGCAGUCCGAUUGGUUGCAGCAGCCCUUGGAGUGGAUUUGAACUUAAAAAUUUGCGAUAUCAGAAAAGGGGAUCAAUUUAAACCCGAAUUUAUCAAGAUGAAUCCUCAACAUACAAUCCCAACAAUGGACGAUAAUGGUUUAUAUUUGUCGGAGAGCCGAGCCAUCAUGACAUAUUUAGCAGACCAGUAUGGUAAGGACGAUUCUCUUUAUCCCAAGGAUCCAAAAAAACGUGCCUUCGUUGAUCAAAGAUUAUAUUUCGACAUGGGCUUCUAUCAAUUAUUUAAAACUUACUACCGCCCAACUAUUUUUGAAAAUAAAUCUAAGGACACAAUAGAUUUUGAAAAACUUGACACAGCUUUUGGAUUUCUGGAAAAAUUUCUCGAGGGUGAGAAUUACGUGGCUGGUAAAAAUCUGACAAUCGCUGAUCUUGCUCUAGUAUGCAGUGUUUCAACUUUUGAGGCAAUGGAAUACGACUUCAGCAAUUUCAUGAACAUCAAACAGUGGUAUCUCAAGAUUAAAAAAGAAGCCCCAAAAUAUGAAGAGAUUGUUGAAGAAGGUGUCAUGGAAUUUAAAGAAAUGGUUGCUUCCAUGAAAAAAUAA
Belonocnema kinseyi is the source of this 1501-nucleotide messenger RNA. RefSeq lists its product as uncharacterized. NCBI's taxonomy places the organism in Eukaryota, Metazoa, Arthropoda, Insecta, Hymenoptera, Cynipidae. The record is from RefSeq and is a predicted model, not a curated record. Gene Ontology annotation, molecular function: glutathione transferase activity. The coding region runs from base 113 to 1501 and encodes 462 amino acids. Gene Ontology annotation, biological process: glutathione metabolic process. The transcript has 11 exons.